Messenger RNA from Guillardia theta CCMP2712, 522 nucleotides. RefSeq lists its product as hypothetical. The transcript is spliced from 6 exons. The coding region runs from base 1 to 522 and encodes 173 amino acids. NCBI's taxonomy places the organism in Eukaryota, Cryptophyceae, Pyrenomonadales, Geminigeraceae. The record is from RefSeq and is a predicted model, not a curated record.
AUGGACGCUAGUCCGAUUCAACUCUACCAGCAGCAGUCUGUGGUCUUGCUCUUAGAGGGAUGGAGGCUGCGCCUCAAGGAAGCUUCUUUCAUGUACACAGCCGUCCGCACACUGGCAAGGCUCAUGCUGUCGCAAGACUUUGCAGUUGCGGCUCUCGCAGAGAAGCUGCUUCAAAGCGAGGAGGGGGACAUGAGGGAGGCCAUGGUGAAGGAGUUGGGAGAGGCCUGCUUGCAGGGAUGGUAUAUCACGCAUGCCAUCCAAGACUUCGAUGAUGCAGAUUACAAGGGCAGCUCGAUUGCAUCGGUCGUCGAGGUUGGGUAUUUGCUUCCAUUCUACCACGAGACCAUGGCGGGGGCAAGCUGCAUGAAGGUUGUUGUCGUGAUAGAGGAUGGCUUCCGGCAGACUGUGUGGGCCCAAGAGAGUCGAUGCCCCCCGUUCAACGAGACCGGAUGCCCAUGGCCUUUGCUUCUGCCAUCGUUUGCAACGAGACGAGAGAUUCCACAGAAGGAUUUUCAUUGUUGA